Messenger RNA from Lactuca virosa, 1838 nucleotides. The record is from the annotation of a GenBank genome assembly. NCBI's taxonomy places the organism in Eukaryota, Viridiplantae, Streptophyta, Magnoliopsida, Asterales, Asteraceae.
AUGGAUCCACUUUAUUUUUAGGUUGGCCAUAAUUAAUACAGCACCAGGUAAACCCAAUAUCUUAGCUUUUUAGGUUCACACAUAAAUACAAUUACACAUCCAUUAAUUUCGCUCACUCAGCCAUGGAGUUCUAUCUCAUAGUAUCAAUACUUGUUGCAACAAUCUUCUCUAUUCUUGUACACCGUUUAUUACUUCAUAUCCUCCACAGAAAGAGGGUAAAGAACCAAAAACCACCACAAGCAAAAGGGGCAUGGCCGAUAAUCGGACACUUAUACCUUUUAGGUGGGCCUGAUCUACCUCACAAGGUUUUAGGUGACAUGGCAGAAAAACAUGGCCCUAUUUUCACCAUUAAGCUUGGUGUUCAUCAAGCUUUGGUGGUAAGUGAUGCAGAGAUUGCUAAGGACUGCUUUACUACCAACGACAAGGCUUUUGCAAGUCGACCGAAAACGGAGGCAUCAAAAAUCAUGGCCUAUAAUUAUGCGGUGUUUGGCCUGGCUCCAUAUGGGGACUAUUGGCGAAAAGUGCGCAAGAUGGUCGUGUUGGAGGUUCUUUCUCAACGAAGAGUUGAGAUGCUUGGACAUACUCGAGCUUCAGAAGUUAGAGCAUCCGUUAAAGAGUUAUAUGAUGGGUGGGUAGCGAAUAAACUUACUGAAAGUUCAGAGUCACAGAUGGUAAAGGUGGAGAUGAGUCAAUGGUUUGGGAACUUGGUUUUAAACAUUAUGGUUAGGAUUGUUUCAGGAAAGAGGUUUUCGCCAAAUGAUGAAGAAGGGGUUCGAUUUCAGGCUGUUGCAAGGAAAUACUUUGAGUUGUUUGGGGCAUUUUUGGUUGCUGAUUUUAUACCUUAUCUCAACUGGUUGGAUGUGGGUGGAUACAAAAACAUGAUGAAGAAUACUGGGAAGGAUUUGGACAAUAUCUUUGAUCGAUGGUUAAAGGAGCACAAACAGGAGAGUAAGUCUAUACAGCAACAUGAAGCGAACCAAGACUUUAUGCAUGUGCUAAUUUCCAUUCUUCGAGGUGCUUCUAAAGAGGACUUCCUGGGUUUUGACCAUGAUACAAUUAUCAAAGCGACAAGUCUACAAGUCCUGGUAGCAGGCGUAGACACGACAUCGGUGACAUUAACGUGGGCUUUAACAUUGUUGCUCAACAACCCAAAAGCGUUAGAAACUGCCCAAGAUGAAAUUGAUGAGCAUGUUGGAAGGGACAGAUUGGUGGAGGAGUCAGACCUGAAGAACUUAGUCUACGUCGAUGCCAUCAUCAAAGAAACUUUGCGAUUAUACCCUGCUGGACCUCUCUCUGUUCCUCACGAGUCAGUGGAGAACUGCAUUGUGGGUGGCUACAACAUUCCAAAAGGAACUCGGCUAGUGGUAAAUCUUUGGAAGUUGCAACGUGACCCAAAUAUCUGGUUAGAUCCCAACGAAUUCAAGCCUGAGAGAUUCUUGACCAGUCACAAGGAUAUUGAUGUCAAGGGAAACCAUUAUGAAUUGCUUCCUUUUGGUAGUGGUAGAAGAAUGUGCCCUGGUGUUUUAUUUGCCCUUCAGGCUUUGGGUUUAACGCUAGCUAGUUUGAUACAACAGUUUGUGCUCAAGAAACCAUCAAACGAACCUGUUGAUAUGACUGAAAGCAUGGGUAUGACUAACGGCAAAGCAACACCACUUGACGUCCUUUUCGGCCCUCGUUUAUCCUCUAAUAUGUAUGAUAUUGGUCCAUGAUAUACCAAUUUCAAAGCGCCUACAAACCCACUCCAUUAUCAUUCUCUAUAAAGCCAUCAAUUAUGAUGGGGGCAAGCAAAAUAACCCAAUUUGGACAGCAAAUGUGGAACAUGAUCGAUCUUCAGUAUG